Sapajus apella (tufted capuchin) is the source of this 3859-nucleotide messenger RNA. RefSeq names its product FANCD2 and FANCI associated nuclease 1 (gene FAN1). Gene Ontology annotation, molecular function: 5'-flap endonuclease activity; flap-structured DNA binding; 5'-3' exonuclease activity. The transcript is spliced from 15 exons. NCBI's taxonomy places the organism in Eukaryota, Metazoa, Chordata, Mammalia, Primates, Cebidae. The coding region runs from base 318 to 3434 and encodes 1038 amino acids. Gene Ontology annotation, cellular component: nucleus. Gene Ontology annotation, biological process: interstrand cross-link repair. The record is from RefSeq and is a predicted model, not a curated record.
AUACUAAGAUCUCGUGCAGAGCUGGUGGGAGGGGCUUGGUUUUCUGUCUUAAGGUUAGGGUGGUCUCUUCAUCCCAGGAGACCUUGCUCUUCCACGUUUUAGAGUUCGCUUUUCCCCUUGCUGAAUUCAUAAAAGUGUUUUUAAUUCGUAUGUUUCAUCUUGUAGGAAGAAGAAAUUGUCUAGACGAAUAACAUGAGAUCAUAUAGAAUCCCACUUUUGGUGCUUUCAAGCCAAGAAAGUAAAAGCAAACCAAAGCGAUCUUUCACAUUAAAUAUUCUGUGUUUUAUUGGUCAGAACACCCAGUUUUUAUAAUAUUUAUGAUGUCAGAAGGGAAACCUUCUGACAGAAAAAAGCCUCGUAGAAGCUUAUCAAUCAGCAAGAAUAAGAAAAAAGCAUCUAAUUCUAUUAUUUCGUGUUUUAGCAAUGCACCACCUGCCAAACUUGCCUGCCCCGUUUGCAGUAAAAUGGUGCCUAGGUAUGACUUAAACCGGCACCUUGAUGAAAUGUGUGCUAACAAUGACGUCGUUUUAGUUGAUCCAGGGCAAGUUGGCUUAAUAAAUUCUAGUGUGCCUACGGUAGAUUUAACCAGUGUUACUUUAGAAGAUGUAACGUCAGAGAAGUCACCACCACCAAAGACAAAUUUAACUGCUGGCCAAAGUGAUUCAGCAAAAAUGGAACAGAAGUCCAGUCCCUACUUUAAAAGUAAUGAUGACUUGGUGUGCAAAAAUCAAGAUGAACUGAGAAAUCGUAGUGUGAAAGUCAUUUCUUUGGGAAGCCUAGCAUCUAAAUUGUCCAGAAAAUACAUAAGGGCUAAAAAAUCAAUAGAUAAGGAUGAAAAAUUUGCCGGUUCUAGUCCACAGAAUUCCAAAUCCACGGUCAUUCAGAGCCUGGUUGAUAACUCUUCAGAAACUGAGGACAAGGAUCAAAUUUUGGAGAACAGUUCUCAAAAAGAAAACAUGUUUAUAUGUGAUUCUCUAAAGGAAGAGUGUAUUCCCGAACGCAUGGUAAGAGGAAAUAAAAUAAUGGAAGCCGAAAGCCAAAAGGCUACCCAGGAAUGUGAGAAAUCAGCCCUCACCCCUGGCUUCUCAGGUAAUGCGCUCAUGUUAUUUUCACCAGAUUUCACUCUUGGGAAUACAUUAACAUCUACUUCAGAGGACAGUCUUGUAAAGCAAGAGUGUAUCACAGGAGUGGUUGGACAAUGUGAAGCAUGUAGUUGUGAAGAAGUAAAAAUGACUAUUGCCUCAGAAGCUAAAAUACAGCUCUCAGAUUCAGAGGCAAAAUCUCAGAGUUCUGCAGAUGAUGUUUCUGCAUGGAGUAACAUCCAAGAGGCUCCUCGGCAGGGUGACAGUGGCUUAGAUAGUGAUAUCUCUCGUAGCAUUCCUUUGGAGCAGGGGUCAAGCUGCAAUGGUCCUGAUCAAACAACCAGUCAUCCUUACUACCUUCGGAGUUUCCUUGUGGUGCUGAAAACCGUACUUGAGAAUGAAGAUGAUAUGAUGCUCUUUGAUGAGCAGGAGAAGGGAAUUAUAACUAAAUUUUAUCAGUUAUCAGCUACUGGUCAGAAGUUAUAUGUAAGGCUCUUUCAACGUAAAUUAAGCUGGAUUAAGAUGACUAAAUUAGAAUACGAAGAGAUUGCCUCAGACUUAACACCUGUGGUUGAAGAAUUGAAGCAUGCAGGCUUUCUACAGACAGAAUCUGAGUUGCAAGAACUCUCUGAAGUGCUUGAACUCCUUUCUGCUCCUGAACUAAAAUCCCUGGCCAAGACCUUCCACUUGGUGAAUCCCAAUGGACAGAAACAGCAGCUGGUGGACAGCUUUCUCAGAUUGGCCAAACAGCGUUCAGUCUGCACUUGGGGCAAGAAUACGCCUGGAAUUGGUGCAGUGAUUUUAAAAAGAGCUAAAGCCUUGGCUGGACAGUCAGUACGAAUCUGUAAAGGCCCCAGGGCUGUGUUUUCCCGGAUCUUGCUGCUGUUUUCACUGACUGACUCAAUGGAAGAUGAAGAUGCCGCUUGUGGAGGUCAGGGACAGCUUUCAACGGUCCUGUUGGUCAACCUCGGCCGAAUGGAGUUUCCUAGUUACACCAUCAAUCGGAAAACCCAAAUUUUCCAAGACAGAGAUGAUCUUAUUAGAUAUGCAGCAGCCGUGCACAUGCUGAGUGACAUUUCUUCCGCAAUGGCCAACGGGAACUGGGAAGAAGCUAAGGAGCUCGCUCAGUGUGCAAAAAGGGAUUGGAACAGACUGAAAAACCACCCUUCUCUGAGAUGGCACGAAGAUUUACCACUCUUUCUGCGGUGUUUUACUGUUGGAUGGAUUUAUACAAAGAUUUUGUCUCGGUCUGUGGAAAUACUGCAGAGACUUCACAUGUAUGAGGGCCAGACGGCAGGGACCCAGUUGAAAAGUAGGGAUGCCUCAAGGAACUCAUGCCCACUCCAGAAGGAAGCCGUCAGGGAACUUGAAAGCCUUUUGUCUCAGAGAAUUUAUUGUCCUGACAGCAGAGGCCGAUGGUGGGAUCGACUGGCUCUUAACCUACACCAGCACUUGAAACGCCUGGAACCGGCUAUCAAGUGCAUCACAGAGGGGCUGGCAGAUCCGGAAGUCAGAACGGGACACCGCCUUUCCCUGUAUCAGCGAGCCGUGCGCCUGCGAGAGUCUCCGAGCUGUAAAAAGUACAAACACCUCUUGCAGCAGCUCCCGGAAAUGGCUGUGCAAGAUGUGAAACACGUGACCAUCACGGGCAGGCUGUGCCCGCAGCCUGGGAUGGGCAAGUCUGUGUUUGUGAUGGAGGCUGGGGAGACUGCUGCCCCCACCACAGUCCUGUGCUCCGUGGAGGAGCUGGCACUGGCCUAUUACAGACGAAACGGCUUUGACCAGGGAAUUCAUGGUGAAGGCUCUACCUUCAGCACCCUGUAUGGCCUCCUCCUGUGGGACAUCAUCUUCAUGGACGGGAUUCCGGAUGUCUUCAGAAAUGCCUGUCAGGCUUUCCCCCUGGACUUGUGCACAGACAGCUUCUUCACAAGCAGAGGCCCAGCCCUUGAGGCCAGGCUGCAGCUGAUUCACAAUGCCUCCGUUGAGAGCCUGCGGGCCUGGGUGGCAGCCACGUGGCAGGACCAAGAAGGCAGAGUGGCUUCCCUCGUCAGCUGGGAUCGCUUCACGUCUCUUGAACAAGCUCAGGAUCUCGUCUCCUGCCUGGGGGGCCCUGUGCUCAGUGGUGUGUGCAGGCGCCUGGCUGCUGACUUUCGACACUGCCGAGGGGGCCUCCCUGACCUGGUGGUGUGGAAUACCCCGAGCCAUCGCUGUAAGCUGGUGGAAGUUAAAGGCCCCAGUGAUCGCCUUUCACAUAAGCAGAUGAUCUGGUUGGAUGAGCUGCAGAAGCUGGGAGCUGAAGUAGAAGUCUGCCAUGUGGUUGCAGUUGGAGCAAAGAGCCAAAGCCUUAGCUAAAAGCUAUGGAAUUGGGGAUAUUUGGUCAUACACUGAUAGGGCAAGGAGAAACGUCCCAUGGAUGACACAGAAGUAUGGAAUGGAGAAGAUACCUUCACAUCUUCCAUCACCGUGUUCCUGUAGAUGAUUUCAUACUGACAACGACAAACAGUUGCUGUGGAAAUUUUAUUAAGCAAUCAAAACUUCCUUCACAUUCAUUACUUUUAAACAAGAAAAUCUCACAUCUUCCUGCUCAUCCCACUUGAACUCAAGUCAUCAAUUUUAGGCACUAAGGUUUUAGUUUUCUCUGGAAAUAAAGUUUUAAUCACUUGAGGUUACUACUGCAGCAAGCAGAUUUUGCUGACGGAUGCGAACAGCUUUCACCCUCUGUUAGUACAAAUUAAUAUCCUUUCCUUAAAUAAAGUUAGACAUUUUUCAUUUCAAAA